This is a messenger RNA of Aphidius gifuensis, 1867 nucleotides long. RefSeq names its product leucine-rich repeats and immunoglobulin-like domains protein 3. The transcript is spliced from 3 exons. Lineage: Eukaryota; Metazoa; Arthropoda; Insecta; Hymenoptera; Braconidae. Gene Ontology annotation, molecular function: protein binding. Gene Ontology annotation, cellular component: extracellular matrix. The coding region runs from base 6 to 1835 and encodes 609 amino acids. The record is from RefSeq and is a predicted model, not a curated record.
CAUCAAUGGUGCCAGCUAAUUCAGUGGCUGUUAUAUUUACGUUAACAAUUGCUUGUAGCUUUAUAAAUCUCAGCUCAUGUCGAAUGCCUUACAAUCAAAUGGCUUCAGAAAUCGAUACAACUCUACCACCAAUUGAAAAAAUAAACUCAACAAUAUCAACUAGUCAACUGAAUGAGUCGUCUGAGGUGGAUGAGGACUACGAAUCUUUAAAUCCGGAUAAUCAUGACAAAGAAAAUAAUUUGGAAAAGCAGAAAAAAGCGACAGAAAAUUUCCACCAGGGAACGCAAGAAAAAGACUACAAAAUUUUGUUUGAUGCGAAGACAUUGCUUGAGAAUAAAUUAUCAGCAUCACUAUUGGAAAAUAAUGAAUUGAAUAAUAAAUUAUUGCAACUUAAUAAUACACUGAAAAAAAUCAAUCAAGAUAAAGAACAAACACUUGCUGAGUAUUCAAAAAUAAAUAAAAAAUAUACUAAAAGUUUGGAAGCUUUAUUAACUUGUGAAAAUCGUGUUUCAUCAUUAACCGAUCAUCAAGUAAACUUGGAAAAAAAUUUAACAAUACUUGAACUAAAAAUAAAAAAUAAAACUGAUGAGGUUGAUCGACUGAAAAAUGAACAGUCAAAUGAAUUACAAAUAAAUCAGAUAAAACAAUUAAAAGCAAUAGAAAAUGAAUAUCAAUCAAACUUGACAAAUAAACAGCCGGAAGUUAAAACGUUGGAAGAAAUAUUAUUCGGAAUAAGUGAAAAAGAACGUGUUGAAUCAGCCGAUUUAUUAAAAAUAUUAAUGUUCAUUAUGAAAUUCAAUGAAGAUAAUGUACCAGAUAAUUUAUUGGAGAAGAGACAACAAUUAUUUGAAAAAAAAUAUAAUGAACGCCAGACAGUUGUAGUCGAUGAUUUACGAAAACGAUUUGAUGAUUUUGCUUUAACGUCUCCCAGCCAAUUUUCUAAUAAAUAUUUCUGUAACCAAAAGAUAUCUUAUUAUGAUUCAGCUAUUUGUGCAUUGCUCAGUAAUGAUUCGUAUUAUGAUAAAAUUGAUCUCAGAAGAAAAAAUUUGGUUGUUGUUCCAAAAGAUAUAUUCACUGGCUUCGGACAUGUUGAACAAAUUUAUUUGUCGUCCAACAGACUAUAUUAUCUUGAGUCAGGUACUUUUAAUAAUUUAUCAAAUCUACACAUACUUGAUAUUAACAACAACAAUCUAACUGAAUUAUCGAGCGAUAUAUUCAAUGGUCUUGAAAAACUCAUAUUUUUAGACCUAACAAUGAACAAACUAAAUUCUAUUCAACCAGGUGCCUUUAAUAAUUUAUCAAAUCUUGAAACACUUAUUAUUGACAACAAUCAUCUAACAGCAUUAUCUAGCGAUAUAUUUAAUGGUCUUGAAAAACUCGAAGAGUUAACACUAUCAUGGAAUAAUAUAACUUUCCUUCAACCAGGUACAUUCAGCAAUUUAUCAAAUCUUGAGAAUCUUAAUAUUCACCAUAACAAUCUAACAGAAUUAUCAAGUGAUAUGUUUGAUGAUCUUAAAAAACUUGAAAUAUUAUAUCUAUCAUCGAAUAAACUAAAUUCCCUUCAACCAGGUACCUUUAAAAAUUUAUCAAGUCUAAGGAAACUUGUGUUGUUCCAUAAUCAUCUUACAUCAUUACCGAAAAACAUAUUCACUGGUCUUAAAAAUCUUGAAGCGCUGGACUUGUCGAACAACCGACUAAGUUAUCUUGAUUCAGAUAUUUUUAACAAUUUACCAGCUAUUUAUCAUCUUAGUAUUUCGUUUAACAAUUUAACAAUAGAUUCUAAAAAUAUAUUGAUGCAUGAGUAUAGGUUUCCAAAUUUUCAUUUGCGAUUUUGAAAUUGAUAAAAUUCUAUAUCAAAAGCGACAUA